CUGGGAGAGCGUUGAGUGAGUCGCCACAUCUGUCAGAGGCUGGCACCUGGACUUCAGCGGCAUGUCCGCUUCACAUUUCACCUUCAGAAUGGGGCUUCCAGCGAUGUGAGGGAGACAGAGCAGAGCCUGGAAAAAUGUCGGAAGUACGGAAAUUUACUAAGAGGCUGAGCAAACCGGGGACGGCGGCGGAGCUGAGGCAGAGCGUGUCGGAGGCGGUGCGCUCUUCUGUGAUUGUGGAACAAACCAAGAUCAUUGAGCCGCUGGACUAUGAAAAUGUGGUAUUCCAAAGGAAAGCCCAGAUCCACAGUGACCCUCAGAGAGACCUGCUGCUUUGGCCUGCUGAUGACGUCUCAGUGUCUCAAAUUGAACGUCAGAGAAGAACAACCAUCUCUUCAGUUCCUCAGAAUGCUGAAAACGAAGCCAAGAGUCUGUUUGCCAAGGAGUGCAUCAAGAUGUACAACACAGACUGGAACGUGAUUAACUAUAAUUAUGAGGCCUACUCGGGAUGUUUCCGCAUGCUGCCCUGCAAAGGAUCCAAAGCUGAGAAACUACCAUCUCAUGUGUUUGAGGUUGAUGAGGGAGAGGAGGAUUCUUCAUCACUGUGCUCUCAGAAGGGAGGUGUGAUGAAACAGGGAUGGCUGCAGAAAGCCAAUAUCAACAGUAGCCUUUCUGUGUCAAUGAAGGUGUUCAAGCGGAGAUAUUUCUACUUGUCUCAGCUUCCUGAUGGUUCCUACAUUCUCAACUCCUACAAGGAUGAGAAGAACUGUAAAGACACCAAAGGUUCCAUUUAUUUGGACUCCUGCAUCGAUGUGGUUCAGUGUCCCAAGAUGCGUCGGAACGGCUUUGAGCUGAAGAUGCAGGAGCGCUAUAGCCAUUAUCUAGCUGCAGACAGUGAGGCGGAGAUGGAGGAUUGGGUAAACACACUGAAAGUUGCUCUACAAAGUGCCUCAGAGGAGAGGAGGAACGGAGUGGACUCCUCAGACUGUGCUUUAGAUGAAGACACCGUUAGCCAAGGCAAACCGGAGAGCGUUGUUGAGAAUUUUGGACGGAGUCUUCAUCCAGAGCUUAUGAAGUAUGCCAGAGAAACAGACCAGCUCAAUAAAAUCAACCGGAAUGAAUGUCGGCAGAAGAUCCUUUCCCUGGAUCCUGAGACUCAGAGACUGGACUUCUCAGGAAUAGAGCCAGAUGUGAAACCGUUUGAGGAACGCUUCGGACGCCGUAUCAUGGUCAGCUGCCAUGACCUGACCUUCAGCCUGCAGGGCAGCGUUAGUGAGAAAAACGAUGGAAUCCUGACUAAUCUGGAGCCGUUCUUCAUCACUCUGGCUUUAUUUGAUGUGACCAAAGGUUGUAAGAUCUCAGGAGAUUUCCAUGUGGAUCUAAACCCACCCUGUGUACGAGAGAUGCUCUGCGAGGGCUCCUCUCAGACCCCCACUGAGACAGAGGGAGGAGAAGCAGGGGAUUUAAGCAAAAUUAAUGGAUUACCUGUCAUCCAGAGGAUCUCAGAGUCUCUGCUACGCUUUCCAUCACAGGGUGUGUUCUCUGUGACCAACCCCCACACAGACAUAUUCCUGGUGGCCCGAGUGGAGAAGGUUCUGCAGAAUGGCAUCACUCACUGCGCUGAGCCCUACGUUAAAACAUCAGACAUGAGUAAGACAGUCCAGAAGGUACUGAAGACAGCCAAGCAGACAUGUCAGAGACUUGGCCAAUACAGGAUGCCCUUUGCUUGGGCUGCAAAGCAGGUGUUUAAAGAUGCUCAAGGAAGCUUGGACAUGGAUGGAAAAUUUUCCCCACUGUAUCGACAGGACAGCAAUAAAAUCUCUACAGAAGACCUCAUCAAAUUUCUGCUCGAUAUCAGGAAACCAGAAAAAAGCAAGAUGCAGAUAAUUCCAGGGCAACUGAAUGUCAGCGUUGAAUGUGUGCCUCCAGACUUGUCAAAUUCAGUCAACUCUUCUUACAUCCCAGUGAAGCCAUUUGAUGAGCAGUGUGAGAAAGUCUCUGUGGAGGUGGAGGAGUUUGUCCCAGAAGAAGCCAAGUACAAUCACCCUUUCACCAUCUAUAAGAACCACCUCUACAUCUACCCCCUGCAGCUCAAAUAUGAGAACCAGAAGACAUUUGCUAAGGCAAGGAACAUUGCUGUUUGUGUGCAGUUUAAAGAUUCAGAUGAUGAGGGAGCUGGCCCAGUGAAGUGUAUAUUUGGCAAGCCUGGAGGACCACUUUUCACCACUAGUGCUUUUGCUGCUGUGUUGCAUCAUAACCAAAGCCCUGAAUUUUAUGAUGAGAUUAAGAUCGAGUUGCCAGUCCAUGUUCAUGAGAAGCACCACAUUCUUUUCACCUUCUUUCACAUCAGCUGUGAGCUCAGCAACAAAGCCAGCUCCAAAAAGAGAGAGGGAGUAGAGACCUUGGUGGGAUAUGCUUGGAUGCCAUUGCUGAAGGAUGGAAAGUUACAGGCUUCAGAUCUACAACUUCCUGUAUCUGCUAAUCUGCCUGCUGGUUACCUCUAUGACAAGAAUCAAGACUCAAAAAGGUCAUCACCAGACAUCAAGUGGGUAGACAAUGCCAAGCCGCUGUUCAAAGUAAAGACCUAUGCAGCAUCAACAAUCUACUCUCAGGAUUUGCACCUUCACAAGUUCUUCCAGUACUGCCAGCUAAUGAGGUCGACCUCAGAGGGAAACCCAGCAGAGCUCAUCAAAUACCUAAAGUGCCUGCAUGCUGUGGAGACUCAGGUCAUCAUUAAGUUCUUGCCCACAGUACUGGUGCAGCUUUUCCAAGUUCUCACCACUCCAAGCAAAGAACCUCAAGAGAUCGGCGUCAACUGUACACGUGUAAUCAUUCACAUUGUUUCCUUGUGUCACGAGGAGGAACUGGAGCAUUACCUGCGCUCUUUUCUGAAGUAUGUGUUCCUCACAAACAACCCAGCUUCAGGAAACUCCACAGUGACCACACAUGAAGUUCUAGCCACGACUGUGACGGCUGUUCUCAAGCAGACUGCAGACUUCAACACCUGUAACAAGUUACUGAAGUACUCCUGGUUCUUCUUUGAAGCAAUGGCCAAGUCAAUGGCACAGUUCCUUCAAGAAGGCAAUAGAAUGAAGAUGCCUCGAGCACAGAGGUUUCCAGAUUCCUUCCACCAGGCGCUGCAGUGUCUACUGCUCUCCAUUAUGCCUCACAUCACCAUACGCUACGUAGAGAUCCCAGAGGAGGCUCGCUGUGUCAACAUCAGUUUAGCCAACUUCAUUAAGCGCUGCCUGACCUUUAUGAACAGAGGAUUUGCUUUCAGUCUCGUGAACGACUACAUGUGUGGCUUCAGCCAGAAAGACCCCAAGGUUUUGACAGAAAUGAAGUUCUACUUCCUCAUGACAGUGUGCAAUCAUGAGCACUACAUUCCUCUCAACCUGCCCAUGGCCUUCGGACGAACUAAGCUGCAGAGAGUACAGGAUUUUAUUUCGUACGCGGCGGAGUGUUUUGGCGUCAUAGACCAGAGUUUGGAGUACAGCCUUACAGAGGACUACUGCAGGAACCAUUUUCUGGUUGGUCUGCUUCUGCGGGAAGUGGCAGAUGGCCUGCAGGGCAGCCCGGAGAUCAGGCAACUGGCUGUGGCUGUUUUGAAGAACCUGAUAAUUAAGCAUGCCAUGGAUGACAGAUACACAGCCUAUAAGAAUCAGCAGGCCCGUAUCUGUGUGCUUUACCUCCCACUGUUCGAGUUGCUGUACCAGAACCUGAAUAAACUGACUGCCCAGAAACAGCCUUCAAGGUCUGGCUUUGGCCUCAUGUGCAGAGAUGACCUGUCCAUGACCGGCUCCAUAGACACUCGCCGAGCCAGUACAGCCAUUGACAAGGAACCAACUGGUGUCAUCACCCAAAACGGACAUGCAAGGAGAGAUGACUCAAGAAGCUCAAUGUAUGGCGACCCUGGUACACCAGAUAUUAACGAGUUACACCGGCGUGGCUCCACAAUGAGCACCCUCUCGUCAGUAGGUCGACUCGGACAUUACGAAGUAAAAGGACUGCUGCUGUGUUUCCUGCACAUUAUCAAAACAGUGUCAGAGGAUACUCUGCUUGCUUACUGGAACAAAGUGAAUCCACAAGACAUCAUGAAUUUCCUCAGUCUCUUAGAGAUUUCUCUGGUUCAGUUUCGUUAUGUUGGCAGGAGGUCAAUCAGUAGGUGUCAGGAUUCCUGGGUAUCCAAGGUCUUUACCUCCAACAGAAAGUCCCAGACCAUGCCGGUGAUGCGUGGCCGGUCCAGCCUCCUGCAGGCCAGCAUACAGCAGUUCGGCACCAUGGAGGCGUCUCAUUCAGUCAAUAUUGGUGUGGGUCUCACAGAACCUGAGAUUAAUCACCAGGCCUGCUUAGAGGGUAGCAUCUCUACAGAGGCUUGCCUUAUUGUGCUGGACACACUUUCUCUCUUCACUCAGAGCUUUAAGAACCAGCUGCUGGACAGUGACGGUCACAACACUCUGAUGAAGAAAGUGUUUGACAUUUACCUCACCUUCCUAAGAAUGGGGCAGUCUGAGACAGCAAUCAGACAUGUCUUUGCCUCGCUGAGAGCCUUCAUUACCAAGUUUCAGGUGACUCUCUUCAAAGGCCGCGUGACCUUGUGCGGCUCGCUGUGUUACGAGGUUCUGAAGUGCUGCAUGUCUAAACUGGGAGUCCUGCGCGGAGAAGCAGCCGGCCUGCUCUACCUCCUCAUGAGGAACAACUUUGAGUACACGAAGAGGAAGACCUUUUUGCGUAUGCACCUACAGAUCAUCAUUGCAGUGAGUCAGCUGAUUGCAGACGUGGCUCUAACGGGCAGCUCACGCUUUCAGGAGUCGCUGUCCAUCAUCAACAACUUCGCCAACAGUGACAAAGCCAUGAAGACCACACCAUUUCCAGGAGAAGUGAAGGGCCUCACUAAGCGCAUCCGGACAGUGCUGAUGGCUACUGCUCAGAUGCGUGAGCAUGAGAAAGACCCUGAGAUGUUGCUAGAUCUUCAGUACAGUCUGGCCCGCUCUUACGCCAGCACUCCUGAGCUCAGGCGGACGUGGCUGGACAGCAUGGCACGAGCUCACCUCAAGAACGGGGAUUUCUCAGAGGCAGCUAUGUGUUAUGUUCAUGUUGCAGCACUGGUGGCAGAGUAUUUGCACAGAAAAAAACUGUUCUCAACUGGACUAGCAGCAUUCAAGAAGAUUACCUUCAACAUAGAUGAAGAGGCUGCCAUGAAGGAAGACUCAGGCAUGCAAGAUGUAUAUUAUACUGAGGAUGUUCUGGUAGAGCAGUUGGAAGUGUGUGUGGAAGGCCUAUGGAAAGCGGAGAGGUUUGAGCUCAUCACACACAUAGCCAGACUCAUCAUUCCAGUCUAUGAAAAGCGGCAUGAGUUUGAGAAGCUGAGGCGGCUGUAUGACACUCUUCAGAGAGCCUACUCCAAGAUCUUAGAAGUGAUGCAGACUGGCCGGCGGCUGCUGGGGACCUACUUCAGGGUGGCAUUCUAUGGGCAGGGCUUUUUUGAAGAGGAGGAUGGAAAAGAAUACAUCUACAAAGAGCCAAAACUCACAGGCCUGUCGGAAAUUUCUCAUCGGCUGCUCACCCUGUACGGGGAGAAGUUUGGAGCAGAGAAUGUCAAAAUCAUUCAAGACUCCAACAAGGUGAACCAGAAAGAUCUGGACCCAAAGUUCGCCUACAUACAGGUCACGUUCGUCAAGCCUUACUUCGACGAGAAAGAUCUGUCUGAGAGGACGACUGACUUUGAGAAGUGUCACAACAUCAACCGCUUUGUUUUUGAAACGCCAUACACCCUCUCAGGGAAAAAGCAUGGUGGAAUUGAGGAGCAGUGCAAGAGGCGAACAGUUCUCACAACGGCGAACACUUUCCCCUACGUGAAGAAGCGCAUCGAGGUGGUCGGGGAGAAGCAUUUGGAGUUGAAGCCCAUUGAUGUGGCCAUUGAUGAGAUGAGAGAACGCAGUACUGAACUGACCAAACUCUGCUCAAACCAGGAGGUGGACAUGAUCCAGCUACAGCUAAAGCUACAGGGCUGUGUCAGCGUGCAGGUCAAUGCUGGUCCCAUGGCCUAUGCCAGAGCCUUUCUAGAUGAAUCCAGAUCCGGCCAGUCUAAUAAGAAAGUGAAAGAGCUGAAAGAUAUAUUCAGGAGAUUCGUUCAGGCGUGCAGCAUGGCUUUAGAUAUUAAUGAGCGGCUCAUCAAAGAGGACCAGUAUGAGUAUCAUGAGGGACUGAAGGGCAACUUCAAAAGCAUGGUCAAGGAGCUGUCAGAUAUUAUCCAUGAACAGAUAUUCGAAGAGGAUGAGAUGCGUUCUCUCUUGCAAAACUCUCUCCACGUGUUCAGUGCCAUCAGCGGAACUUCGACUGGCUUCAGCUAAAACCCUCCUCCUGCCUCUGAAGAACCCUUAUCUUUAGGACUAUCUACUCUCCGCACACCUGAAUGUACAGUUCAACAUAAACCUUAAGCAUCCCGCGCCACGCUCUUCUGGCUUUAGAUCCUGCUGGAUUAUCAGCCUCUAAGACAGUGCCACGCUGUUGCAGCUGACCUUUGCUGUUCCAGUUUCAAUACAUCACUUCACUCUGUGCCACAGCUGUGCAAGCCAUCAUGUUAACUCCACUGACCAAAAAGGAAAGUCUACGUUCACAUUACAAGCCUCAUUAAUCAUUCCCAAUUCUUGGCUCAGAUCAGAUUUGACUCACAUUCAUGAAUUCACAUUCAUAAAUGUAACUGAUCUGUAUAUGGUUUGUCUGUAAUUGAAAGAAUCCGUCCCUGAACUGGCCAGCAUGUGCAUAUUAUGUGCAUGCUUACUGGAAAAAGGCAUGUGAAAUCUGAUCUGACUGCACAUAUUCAUGUUGCAUGCCCACAAAUCAAACACAUACGUGAUUUAGGACCACAUGUGAAAGUGAUUCAAAUUCAUUUAUGAGUCAAAUAAGCCUGGUAGUGUGAACGUAGCUAAAGAUACAACAUUCAAUGUUAAACCUCCUCAAGGGGCAACAACCACCAUCUGAAUGUUUCAGUUUAGUUUUCCUUUGUGAAUCAUGUUUUUUUUUUUUAAUUAUUAUUCAUUUUAUUAAAAUGCAGAUGUGAUAUUGAGUUAUGUAACAGGGGGUGUCUGUUACAUUUGGAGAGGUUAGGGCCCUGAUGGGGAUCCCUGCAGUUUUCUGUGAUUUUUCCCUGUGGAAAUCACAAACUGUGUUGGACUUAUUUUCUCACCCCUGGGGUGGGAACUGAAAGCUGUAGUGAAAGAAUAUAAUAAACCAGAUGUAGUUGGUUCUGCCACUGACCUUCAUUUGUCAUCUUUUUUUACCUAAAUGAAACAACCAUCAUUUGAUGUCCUGAUCAACCUUGCACACUUUUAGAGCAGAAUAAUUUUAGAGCCAUGACCCUUUUGAUACGUUUUCCUCUAUUCUUUUUGUACAUAGCUAAUAUUAUUAAUGAUCAGUGUUUAUAAAGCAUAGUGGAUAUCGAGCGUUUGAGAAUUUAGAGGUGCUCAGUAUUAGUUAGUUGCCUUUACUUGGUUUAUUGCCUGUUUUAAUGCUUGGUACCUCAGAGCUCUUUGUUUCGUUGUUGAUAUUGCACAAUUUAUGCCACUUUGUUGAGAUUCUGUGCCCACUGAUAAUCCCACUGAGCGUAUUUAACUUCUAUGCUGUUUCUCUGUUUGUUUUAGGAUCCCAAUGAAAAAGAUUGCCCAAUUAAAAAGGUACCAAACUUUUAAUAGGUGGUACCUCUCAUAUCUCAAGGGUAUGUCUUUAGCAACAUUACUUAGGCAACAUUACAGUGUUGUGUUCAUUUCCACCUGUUUUGCAAAGAAUUGUGUCGCCCGACCACACUCUGUCUUCACUCUGGGCUUCCUAUUUUGUUUUUUUUUUGUGUGUUUAUAUGUUUGUUUGUUUGUUUGUUUUGGAAAAAGAAAUAGAAUGGAAAAGUUAUAAAAAAGGUACACACCUGCGCCUUUCCCCUGGUAGUGAACCCUUAUGCUAUUGGUACGCUAUUGGACCAUGUAUACCUGUAUAGUACCUUUUAUUGUGGCAGUGUACAAGCAAAGAACAGCAAAAAACUAUUUUGUAUGCUUUAUUAAGGGUGUUAUUCAAAAGAUCUGCUGUUGCAAUACAGUUGUAGCCAAGCCACAGUGUGUAUUGGAAAGCUUGCCAGUUGCAGACUUCCUUUUUUCAGUAUUAAGUGUGGAUUGGUUAAAAGACUGAAAGAAAAACUGCUAGAGCUGCACAUGGCAUUAAAAAAAACGAAGAGAAAUGUGCAUCACUAUAUUAAUAGUACAGUAUUGUCACUUUGUCAUUUACUUGGGAAGGUUAUCAAAAAAGGUAUCAAAAUUGUAUGACAGUGACGAUACUUUAAUAUUAAUAUAUAUUAGUAUUAAUGUUAAUAUAUAAUCUAGAUUAAUAUAUUCGUGUACAUAACGGUAAAAUGGCUAAUUUAAGUUAAAAAAAUUGACUUUGGUACGAAUCCAGCUCUAAUGAACUGUCAAGGAAAGACAGUUACUGGCUAUUGGGUCUUUAGGUAUCCCACAGAUUUGACAAUGGCAGUGCAGGAAGCUGUAUUCUGAAGGACUGGGGUGGACUUGGAUUUAUAUUAAUCAUUUGCUUGUCAAAGCCACCAGGAACACCACCUCAGGAACAACAUCCUCCAAAAGAUGUAAAUGUUAAGUGGUGCUGUUACUUCUGGCCAGAGCUGUGUGUGCGAUCCUGUGUGCGAUCCUGUGUGUGUGUGCAAGCCUGUGUGUGUGUGUGUGUGUGUGUGUGUGUCUUUACGUAAACAACAAAGUAGCAGAUGCAAGCAGCUGUCUUGUUUUGACCCAGAAUUGUUGCAAUUUUGCUCUGUUAGAAUUCUGUAAAAAGGUGCACAUUUUGUCAACAAGGCAAAUUUACUUUAUUGAAAUAUGAAUAAACCUGCAUUUUCAUGAUCAAAACUGA
Molecule: messenger RNA, 8901 nt
Organism: Astyanax mexicanus (Mexican tetra)
Lineage: Eukaryota; Metazoa; Chordata; Actinopteri; Characiformes; Acestrorhamphidae
Gene: dock11
Product: dedicator of cytokinesis 11
Exons: 54
Coding region: 135-6350 (2071 amino acids)
Biological process (GO): small GTPase-mediated signal transduction; positive regulation of filopodium assembly; positive regulation of GTPase activity
Molecular function (GO): guanyl-nucleotide exchange factor activity
Source: RefSeq, a predicted model, not a curated record